UAUUGUAAGUACGGAUUGACAACAUCUGAUCGGUUAUUUUUAUCUKCAGAAAAUGAAAUAAAAAGUCAAGGAAUCAUCACAAGUUUGUUUCAAAAAGAAAAUUAUCGUAUGAAGAAUGGGUGUGKGUGUGGAAGUACAAAAUGAUGGUAAUACCGGACAACUUACAAGAGAUAAGAAUAACAGCGUCAAUGUAYACAACAAUGCCGAUGGAGCACCCAUGCCGAAGCAUAUACCAUUUCCAGAUUUCCCUGGCAGUUCGGAGCUCAUUAAUGAGCUUAUAAUGUUCCUGUUUAUUACGUUUGCAGCGGCCAUGCAAUUUAUAAACCUUUAUCGCACAAUGUGGUGGGUACCGGACUCUAAUACAACACGUACAGUUAACGUAUACCUCAUAGAACCCUACUUGGUAGCGUUCAUAGUGCUACUAAUGUCUAGACGUUUUGUAUACUGCCUGUUAAUACGCGGACAAGAAUUGUUACAGAACUUAAGUAGUGAACACCGUCGCAUCUAUAAAAGUAUCGUUAAGUACAGCUUUAGCAGCUGUCUUUUAACACUACUCGGAUUUUGUGUGUAUAAAAUCUAUAUAAAACAAUUUUUUAUGCCUGUCUUCUUGCUAGUCUAUCCUCUCGUCAUCUACCUACUCAUCUUCGGUUUUCAAAUUGAGUCCUUUCUACGCAGUUCAUACGAAGUGGAGGGCACCUAUUUUAAYGGUAUGCCCAUGCAUUGCUGCUCCACCAGCCCUGAUACCAUACGCGAAGAAAUCGUUGUGCUGAAAAAUGACUUCAAUAUACGCUUCAAACAAAUUGUGUUUACAUCCUUAUUAAAUGCCUACUACGCCGGUGUUGUGCCAUGUCUAUUUGCUGUCUCCAUGUAUUACAAUGUAUUGUGGGCGUAUCAAAAUGCUUUAUACAUUUGGCUCAGUUGCCUCACGAUGGCAUGCGCUUUCGGGUUUCCAGCAAAAUAUAGCGAUAUUUUACAUCGCGCAUCACUACAUUUAGGUUAUUGGUCGCGUAUGGAGUUGCGUGCAAUUGGUGGUAAWUCCAGUUCCAGUAGUGGCAGUAGCACAUCAUCCAGUGGCACGACCACUGUAUGGAAAGCAAACACCGUAUGGACUCAGGAUAGUGUUGUGAAAUGCAACGGCGAGUUAUUUAGUGCUAAUGGUCCCGUAACGGUUGCGCUACCGGGAAAUUCUAGUCAUUCUAGAUUUUAUAAAUUAUUUCGCAAUCCAGCCAUCAUAUACAUGAUAUUGACCGGUGUACAGGCCGCCGUAGUCUUGGCCGGCAUAUUAGUGCUAUAUUAUGCUAUCGAGUGGCACUUUAUGCUGUCGAUUAGUUUUGCAACGCUUACAAAUCAAUUCACAUUUUUCAAAAUAAUGCGUGAUUAUUUGGUGACGAAACGCAUAUACACGUCGGAAACCGCAAUCGCUGAGCAAACAAAAUCGAACGCGCUGCACAGCAAUUGAACGCAGUAUGGCAGGACGAACAGAAUUGCAUUUAUGCACAAAUUAUAAAAGGUUAUAAAUAUAAAUAUUGACUGUGAGCUCAUGAACAUUUUAUAAAAUAUAAUUUUGAAGUAAUUUAA
Bactrocera latifrons is the source of this 1578-nucleotide messenger RNA. Its product is annotated as transmembrane protein 39A. Gene Ontology annotation, cellular component: membrane. Lineage: Eukaryota; Metazoa; Arthropoda; Insecta; Diptera; Tephritidae. The record is from RefSeq and is a predicted model, not a curated record. The transcript has 4 exons. The coding region runs from base 116 to 1459 and encodes 447 amino acids.